AUGGAUGAGGUCGUGAAGACAGCCGUGGAAACGUUGGCCGCGGAAAGCUCCAACUUCGUCGAGAUCAGCAAAAUUAAGGGAGAUGCCAAAGUGCGAUCAUACUUCCGACGGGUACUGUUUAAGCCGCCGUGGGAGGAUGCCACUUGGGUGAUGUAUUUCCAGAGCCGGCCCACGAUGUGGGAAUUCGACGAGAAAGUCAUGGGAGCAAAAGUGAAGUCAGACCUUGCGACACAGAUCGAGGAAGCUGCCCGCUUGAAGCGUCGGAAAGCGGCAUUUCCCGAGGCACUGUACACGGCUGUGCUGCGCGCUGGCACGCCGGUCGAGACCUCCGCUGUCAUAGCAAACUCCAAGGACAGUGAGAUCGCGGCCUUGCCCAUGGAUGCCAUCGAGGCCUUGAUCGGCUCCCUGGGGAACUUGCCAGAGUCUGUGGAUCCUCCAACGCUCCAGAAGCAUGCGGAGGCCUCUGUCAAAGUCAUCACGGCCGUGCCCGGCUCCCUCGAGAAAAAGGGUGCCACGCUCGGUGACAUUAUGAGGUUCUUCGACUUGGUCAUGAAGUUCCAGCCAGAAACUGCCGAUCAGCGGCUCACACAUCAGCGAAUCUUGACGCUCAGAGAGCUCUGCGAGGCUGCAGCCAGAGAUAUCCGCAAGCAGGGCGUGGGCGCCACGGGGACGAAGGCCCUAGGCCUUCUUUGCUCCACGGCGCCAUUUCACAUCCUGGCCUUGACGCUGGCAGGCCUGGGUGAGAAGGGUGAGGGCGAUGAUGUCAAGGCGUGCGCCAACUUCAUUGAGCGUGUCAACGCAGCGGUGCUGGAAGCCUUGCCGGCAGAGCAGCUCGUGAAGCUGGCAGAGGCCUGUGCCAAGUCCAAAGCGGUCGCAGAGACCAUUUUGGCCACAGUGGCAAAGGCAUGUGCAGGGGCCGUUGCUAGCUGGUCCAUGGACGACGUCUCGAAGCUUCUCUUCGCUUUAGCAAAGGUGAAGACCGGUGGGGACCUGCCGGAGAUCUCUGAGCUCUACGGCCGGGCGGCAGAGGUAGCAUCCGCGAACCUUGCCAGUCUCUCCGAGACGCAGCUGAUCAAGGUGGUUUUGGCCCUCGGCCGUAUCCCCGCUUGCAAGGAGUUUGUGUCAACGGCUGCCGAACAGGUUGUCCAGAAGAUGACAACGAUUGCAGCUCCGCAGCUUCUCCUGCUCACGCAGGGCUUGGCCAGCCUUGGUGCAGACCACGCAUCCCUGACAAAGCUUGUCGAGUUCUGGGCAACCACCGACGGGGAGGAGAUCAAGCUCAAACAGCUCUCAGCGGAUCAAGUUGCCAAGCUGGCGCAGGUGCUUGCGCCAGUCAUGCCGACGAACGAAGCCCUUUGGAAGGCCGUCGGCUCCCGGCUGCUGGACCAGAAGUCGUCCCUGAGCGAUGCUGGGAAAGCUUCGGUCUUAGCGGCUUUUCCAGAGACGGAGGGGCCGACCUUCGAAGACAAAGAGAAGCUUCUACAGGCUGUGAAGCCGAAGUCCAGCAAGGAUCGAGAUAGGGAUCGGGAUAGAGACGACCGCAAGGACCGGGACGACCGGGACAGACGUGACCGCGACCGUCGCGACGAUCGCCGGGAUGAUCGGCGGAGGAGCCGCAGCAGGGACCGGCGCGACCGAGGUCGAGGUGACAGCCGCGACCGCCGUCGCCGCUGA
Molecule: messenger RNA, 1674 nt
Organism: Symbiodinium sp. CCMP2456
Lineage: Eukaryota; Dinophyceae; Suessiales; Symbiodiniaceae
Source: the annotation of a GenBank genome assembly